AGAGCAUGACUUAAUCGAGACCUCUCAGGGCUGAGCUUGAUGUUUGGACCGUCUGGUGCCAUGGAUUGGUGCUCUACACCAAGGCUGAAUCUGAGGCUGCUGACCAUGUUUCUGCUCGUGUCUACCACUAUCUGUCUGCACGGAAAUCCUAUCACAGGUGUGCAUCACAAUCUGCACUGUGUGAACGAUUACUUGUUCACCAUCAACUGCUCCCUGGUCAUCGCGCCAUCAGAAAACUCCUCAGACACCAGCAGCUCAUACUGGCUCACCAUCAUGGAAACUUAUGAACAAGAGAAGUUUAAGUGUAUGCUGACAAACGUCAAAGGGGAUUACUUCUGUUCGGUUAAAAUAGCCAAUCCGCCUGAUGAUGAUUACCCAGACCUCUUAGACGACUUGGAUGAGUUUGAAAUCAAACUUUGUCACAACAAAAAGGAUGGGUCUGAAAACUGUGAGCUGCUGAAUAAUGCAUAUAGACCUCAGGACAACAUUAAACCAAACACACCGUGCUGCCUCACAGUUAACCACAACUCAAGUCAAUGGCGCUUCGCCUGGAAGAGUACCUAUGAGCAAUAUAGUUCUUUCUCCACUAUGGGCAAUAGCCUGAACUAUCAGCUCCAGUUCUUCAAGAGAGGAGACAAAGACAAAGUGACAUCACAAGAUAUUCACCGCUUCAACAGACAUUUUUCUGUGGAUGAUGAAAAUUUUGCACCAGGCACAAAGUAUGCUGCCAGAGUGCGGUCCAGACCUGAUCUUUCUGUUUUCAAGGGACAGUGGAGUGAUUGGUCCUCUGAGGUCUACUGGAAGACUUUGGGAGAGCCAGCUGUGGAUGAUAUGAUUGGGCUGGGCAAGGUGCUCAUCCCCAUAUGUGUGACGGUGCCACUCCUCUUACUUUUGUGCUAUGCUCCAGUUAAAAGGUGGAAGCAAAGGGCCUUCAUCCCAACUCCAGCACCCUAUUUCCAAACCCUGUACAGUGACUGUCAGGGAGACUUCAAGAGCUGGGUGAUUACACAAGAAAACACGGCAGACAUGCUGAAGGCAGAGCAGACGCUCCAAAUUGACGUGCUAACCAAGUUACAGGAUGUCCACGAGGAGGUGGAGAAGGAGAGCCAGCCAGAGUUUCAUCACCAGUUAAUGGAGGGCAGCACAUACAGCAACAUAAUUGACCCAGGCUGCGAUACUUCCCUCCUGGGGAUCCCGUACGCUGUAAGCACCAUGUCUCCACUGGCUCAAGGGAGCUCACUUAAGAGUUUGACCCUCAGCUCGCUGGCUGGGAGUCCUGCUGAAGGAGACUCGGGGUGUUGGCUCUGUAGCCACACGUCCCUGGAGAGGGACCCGCCUUUUUACUGCAAUGAGUACUGCACCCUGAGCGCCUUCCAGCAGAUUAGUCCGAUCCCAGCGGCGCUCCAGCUCCAGGAGAGCCUGUCAACAAAACCCUGCCCGACAGAGCUCAUAGGGGUGGAGGACGCACUUGCUGAAGCAUAAGCUGAUGUGUUUGCAUGUAGUGACUAGACAGUAAGACAUUGUAAAGCUGAACUUAUACAAGCAAAUGUAAAUCAACUGCAAGUAACUUGCAUAUAUAAAUAGAGAGGUACUUGGCCUUUAUGUUAUUUGCAUAGCGUUACGCAUAAUGUACAUCAUGCAUAUAUAUUAAUUGCAUAACCUUUUGAUCGCAUUAAAUGACUUCUAAAGACAAUUGUUCUUAGUUCAGUCAUCAAUAUCAUGUCUGUUUUGUUGCUUAACCCUAGACUAAGUUGUAUAUUUUUACUCAUGUAAUAAAGAAAAAGGCAAACAUUUUGUAGAAAGUUUUAUUUACGCCAACACAUACAUGAACAAAGCACCAUAUAACCUUAAAGUCUGAUACAGAAGUAAGCCUACCUGCCUCAGUCAUCAUGGCCAUUUUAUUUAUUCCAUAGCAAACACUCUGAAUAACAAAAAGACAGCCAAGGCAGCAGAUUCUAUCAUAUAUUACAGCAUGCUGAAUAGAAAACCUGGGAAAGAGAAUUAGACAGAGCCAUCUAGAGACACUAGUGAGAUACAACAGUAUAAAAGUGCCAUUCAUUAUACAGCAGUUGAAAUACUGACAAUGAAAUAAGCUAAUUUUACAUUAAAUUUAUGGAAAAUAAAGGGGGGAUAGAGGGGGGGCAAAAGGAAUAGACCCUGUGAAAGAGCAAAAUAAAACAGACAUUUUCUUCCUUGAACAUUGAUGAGAGCCAGCUUGCAUGGAGUUGAUGAAACUGGUACCGAGCUGUGUCCCUUGCACCACAUAAGACAAUAAUGUUUAAAAAAAGAAAUGACCAGGGUGCUGAAGCACCCAUCCCCUCCCAGCAUUAUGCGCCGACUGGCAAUUAAGAACAAAACAAACAAAACAAAACAAAAAAAGAUAGGUCAAAGAAGAACGGAUGGCACAGAAUGUGUGGAGUUUAAA
This is a messenger RNA of Larimichthys crocea (large yellow croaker), 2425 nucleotides long. Its product is annotated as interleukin-21 receptor. Gene Ontology annotation, cellular component: external side of plasma membrane; membrane. Bases 40 to 1482 code for a protein of 480 amino acids. The record is from RefSeq and is a predicted model, not a curated record. Gene Ontology annotation, molecular function: protein binding; cytokine receptor activity. Lineage: Eukaryota; Metazoa; Chordata; Actinopteri; Sciaenidae. Gene Ontology annotation, biological process: cytokine-mediated signaling pathway. The transcript has 8 exons.